ACUUUUCGGUGGAAGUCAUCAUUACGAAACCGCGGGUAGUGAUGCCCGACCGGGUGUGGACAUUCAAAUUAGUCAAACUGCCAUUACUGAAGUUGGUAAUUUUAUUUAUCCUUCUCUUUCUGCCAAAGGUUUCUUUGCUGGUUAUGAUAUGACCGAUGGACAUAGAUUACACACCAUAACUCCGCUUCCGGUUAAUUUGGGUACUGAAUCAAUUUUUAAUGAAAAGUUUAUUUUUAGAAAAGAUACUGGGCACUCUAGUCAUUAUCUAUAUAAGCAUUGCUAUUUGACUAUAAGAUCUUUGGGAGAUGAAAUAGCCAAAAUUGGACAACUUUGCAAAGUAGGAGAAGAAGAUUGA
Funneliformis geosporum is the source of this 355-nucleotide messenger RNA. The record is from the annotation of a GenBank genome assembly. NCBI's taxonomy places the organism in Eukaryota, Fungi, Glomeromycota, Glomeromycetes, Glomerales, Glomeraceae.